Molecule: messenger RNA, 7398 nt
Organism: Cebus imitator (Panamanian white-faced capuchin)
Lineage: Eukaryota; Metazoa; Chordata; Mammalia; Primates; Cebidae
Gene: H6PD
Product: hexose-6-phosphate dehydrogenase/glucose 1-dehydrogenase
Exons: 5
Coding region: 828-3236 (802 amino acids)
Biological process (GO): glucose metabolic process; pentose-phosphate shunt, oxidative branch; pentose-phosphate shunt
Cellular component (GO): endoplasmic reticulum
Molecular function (GO): 6-phosphogluconolactonase activity; NADP binding; glucose-6-phosphate dehydrogenase activity
Source: RefSeq, a predicted model, not a curated record
CACCGUGCCUGGCUAUUUAAUUAUACAUUUAUAUAACUUUUUAAUAAUGGCCAUGUUGAACAACUGACUUGAAAAAUCCUAGAAAUUUAGUAGUCGACUGUUGCGUGCAGUUAUGAGGUGGCUCCAGCACAUCCCUGGUUAUAUUGACCCAGGACAGGUACCUAAAGAUGGGAAUGAGGAUUCUCUGAGAUGAGAGAGGAACAAGGACCCCAGAGCCUGAUCUGGAAGCUUUUGUCCCCAUUCUGGCCCUGAGGGCAGUGAAUGCAGAUCGGAGGUCAUUGACAGCAGGCUUGAUUUUUAUCUACAUUGAUGGGUUCAGCAUAAAUGGACAGAACAGGCAGACUGCAAAAACAAACAGACAAAAAACUUGGGUUGGCUAUUGUGAAAAGACGAGGCACAUCACCUUGUGCUUUAGUUUAAAAUGAUCUUUAGUUUGAACUUUUGUUUUACUCCCACAUGUUCUUUUUAAAAAAUUCCAAACUCAUGGGUCAUGGUUUGAAGAAAAUUUCCCUUCCUCCUGCCUGGCGCACAGAAGGUAACGUCAAAGGCUGGGAGAGGGAAUAGGGCAGCAGCAGACAUUGACCUUUACCUCCCAGCUCCUCUCUCCCACCCCUUGUCUGCUGGGCACCGAGGAUUAGAACUGCAUCCUCCUGUGGUUUACCAAAAAACGCUCUGCGGCUGGAGCUUCAGCAUAGGCUGGGUCUGUCUGUGCCCGGUCUGGUCGGGGACAGCUGCAUGCCUCUUCCGCUUGGGUGAAAACAAAGGCCGGAACCUGAAUUCUGAUCCAAACCUCCUGGCUGGCUAAGCCAGUGUUCCCACCUUCUGGGAUGUUAGCAGAGCCCUCUAACUGGCCCCCCGGCAUGUGGAAGAUGCUCACAGUGGCGAUGUGUGUGGCCCUUCUGGGCUGUCUGCAGGCCCAGGAGCUCCAGGGACACGUCUCCAUCAUCCUGCUGGGAGCAACUGGGGACCUGGCCAAGAAGUACUUGUGGCAGGGACUGUUCCAGCUGUACCUGGAUGAAGCAGGGAGGGGCCACAGUUUUAGCUUCCAUGGAGCUGCUUUGACAGCCCCCAAGCGGGGCCAAGAGCUCAUGGCCAAGGCUCUGGAAUCCCUCUCCUGCCCCAAGGACAUGGAACCCAGUCACUGUGCAGAGCACAAGGAUCAGUUCCUGCAGCUGAGCCGGUACCACCAGCUGAAGACGGCCGAGGACUAUCAGGCCCUGAACAAGGACAUUGAGGCACAGUUCCAGCCCGCGGGCCUCCAGGAGGCUGGCAGGAUCUUCUACUUCUCAGUGCCGCCCUUCGCCUAUGCAGACAUUGCCCGCAACAUCAACAGCAGCUGCCGGCCAGGCCCAGGCGCCUGGCUGCGGGUUGUUCUUGAGAAACCCUUUGGCCAUGACCACCUCUCAGCCCAGCAGUUGGCCACAGAACUCGGGAGCUUUUUCCAGGAGGAGGAGAUGUACCGGGUGGACCAUUACCUGGGCAAGCAGGCUGUGGCGCAGAUCCUGCCUUUCCGAGACCAGAACCGCAAGGCUUUGGACGGCCUCUGGAACCGGCACCACGUGGAGCGGGUGGAGAUCAUCAUGAAGGAGACCGUGGAUGCCGAAGGGCGCACCAGCUUCUACGAGGAGUACGGUGUCAUUCGUGAUGUCCUCCAGAACCACCUGACGGAGAUCCUCACCCUGGUGGCCAUGGAGCUGCCCCACAGCGUCAGCAGCGUGGAGGCGGUGCUGCGGCACAAGCUUCGGCUCUUCCAGGCACUGCGGGGCCUGCAGAGGGCCAGUGCCGUCGUGGGCCAGUACCAGGCUUACAACGAGCAGGUGCGCAGGGAGCUGCAGAAGCUAGACAGCUUCCACAGCCUGACGCCGACCUUCACAGGCGUCCUCGUGCACAUUGACAACCUUCGCUGGGAGGGCGUGCCUUUCAUCCUGAUGUCUGGCAAAGCCUUGGAUGAGAGAGUGGGCUACGCUCGGAUCUUGUUCAAGAACCAGGCAUGCUGUGUCCAGAGCGAAAAGCACUGGGCGGCGACGCAGAGCCAGUGCCUGCCUCGGCAGGUUGUCUUCCACAUUGGCCAUGGUGACCUGGGCAGCCCAGCUGUGCUGGUCAGCAGGAACCUGUUCAGGCCCUCCCUGCCCUCCGGCUGGAAGGAAGUGGAGGGCCCGCCUGGGCUCCGCCUUUUCGGCAGCCCUCUGUCCAGUUACUAUGCCUACAGCCCCGUGCAGGAACGGGACGCCUACUCCAUCCUCUUAUCCCACAUCUACCACGGCCGGAAGGAUUCCUUCAUCACCACGGAGAAUCUGCUGGCCUCUUGGGGCUUCUGGACACCCCUGCUGGAGAGCCUGGCCCACACGGCCCCACGCCUGUAUCCUGGAGGAGCUGAGAACGGCCAUCUGCUGGACUUUGAGUUCAGUAGCGGCCGGUUGUUCUAUUCCCAGCAGCAGCCGGAGCAGCUGGUGCCAGGGCCAGGGUCGGCCCCAAUGCCCAGUGACUUCCAGGUCCUCAGGGCCAAGUACCGAGAGAGCCCGCUGGUGUCUGCCUGGUCCGAGGAGCUGAUCUCUAAGCUGGCCACUGACAUCGAGGCCACCGCUGUGCAGGCCGUGCGGCGCUUUGGCCAGUUCCACCUGGCGCUGUCAGGGGGCUCGAGUCCUGUGGCCCUGUUCCAGCAGCUGGCCACAGCACACUAUGGCUUCCCCUGGGCCCACACGCACCUGUGGCUGGCUGACGAGCGCUGCGUCCCGCUCUCCGACCCAGAGUCCAACUUCCAGAGCCUGCAGGCCCACCUGCUGCAGCACGUCCGGGUCCCCUACCUCAACAUCCACCCCAUGCCGGUGCACCUGCAGCAGCGGCUCUGCGCUGAGGAGGACCAGGGCGCCCAGCUCUAUGCCAGGGAGAUCUCAACCCUGGUGGCCAACAGCAGCUUCGACCUGGUGCUGCUGGGCAUGGGCGCCGAUGGGCACACAGCCUCCCUCUUCCCACAGUCACCCACUGGCCUGGAUGGCGAGCAGCUGGUCGUGCUGACCACAAGCCCCUCCCAGCCAUACCGCCGCAUGAGCCUCAGCCUUCCUCUCAUCAACCGCGCCAAGAAGGUGGCAGUCCUGGUCAUGGGCAGGAUGAAGCGUGAAAUCACCACACUAGUGAGCCGGGUGGGCCAUGAGCCCAAGAAGUGGCCCAUCUCAGGUGUCCUGCCGCACUCUGGCCAGCUGGUGUGGUACAUGGACUACGACGCCUUCCUGGGAUGAGGGUGCCUGCGCCCCUUGCCCGCUCUGCUCCUGCGCUUUCCUUCACCUCUGUCUCCCUCCCCUCUCGGCCCCACCACCUGCCCAGCAUGCCCUGGCUCUCCAGACCCUGCUGCCCCACAGUCAGGCCCCAGAGAGGGCAGGACAAGGCCUUGUCCCAAUGCCUCUGACAGGCAGCUCUGUCUAGUGGUGGAUAGAUGCAGAAACAAAGAAGAAAUGGAAUCUGCUCCUGCGAAGCUCCAAAUCCAGGCCAGGAGAGAAACCUUAAGAAAAGCACUGCAGCAGUCACACAUUUCCAUCAGCCAGCACAACACAGGAUGGCGCCCAGCUACCGUGUUCACAGGAGGAGACAUGGUGGGCUGAGGUUAAUCAGGGAAGGUUUCCUGGGGGAGGUGGUCCUUGAACUGGCUCCUGGGGAACAUUCAAAGAGCAUGAUUGGCAGACAGAAGGUGCAGAGGUACCCAGAGGAGUACAUUACCAUGUGCAAGGCAGGGGCACUGGGGACCGUCUUGAGACCUUGAAGGGGUCAAGCCCCUCCUUCCCCAGCUGCCCCUUCUAGAACCUCUGCACAUCCAGCCUCUGUCCCUCCUCUUCGUUGCCUCCGCCUGCUCCCGCUCGCUGUCCCUCUCUCCAUCCUGGCUGUGCAGUGGGAAUUCCAGUCUCCUGCCUGCAUCUUUGCUAUUCCUCAGACUCCAUUUAUAGAGAGAUGAGGGCUGAUAACCGGAAUACGGCAGCAAAGAUUAGGCGAUGAAAAAGGUUCCAGAUUUUUUUUUUAAUUAAAAAAAUUAUUUGCAGAGAUGAGCUCUUGCUAGUUGCCCAGGCUAGUCUCAAACUCCUGGACUCAAGUGAUCCUCCCAUCUCAGCCUCCCAGAGUGCUGGGAUUACACGUGUGAGCCACUGUGCCCGGCCCCAGAAAUCUGAGUGCUGUCUGGAGCUCCCUUUCUCAGCUGAUGACCUGCUCUGCAUGGGGAGGUGGGGUCUUAUGCCCCCAGCUUCCUUGGGGAGGACCCCCGACCUCCGCUCUUCCUCUGUCCUGCUAGUCUUCCUCCAUGAGGCAUGCUGGGUGCACGUAAUCAGGCCAUCCUGGGAAACUCCAAUUUAAGAGGAUCAGUUACAUCUCAGGGGACUCCCGGGUGGAUGUUCCACUCUCAGUAGCCCUUCUUGUUUUACCAGGAAAGAUCCAGUUAAAUCACCCACUGAGGUGACAGCUCAUUAGUGGGGAGAGAGAUGGAGCAUCAAGUGACACAGGGCCAUCCAGGCAGCUCUGCUCCUACCAGACAGGAGCCAGGCCUCACUGGCGGGGCGGCUGCCCACAGCCCUUCAGGACUCGCUUUGUGGGUGACAGGGCUGCAGCCAGGCCUUCUCUCCCUGCCCCUUGGUGGCCCUGUGCCUUCCCGUCUGCUCUCUCUCCUGCUACCUCUCACCUCAACACUAACACUGCCGAGACCGGGGAAGUAAGUGGGUAGCUUCUCCAUAAGCACAGGUUGGGGACUGUGGUCUUGAGACGCCAUGGGCCAGCAAUACCUGCUUUUCUGAAACCCCCAAGGAGGGCUCUGACAUUCUUUUAAAAAAACAACACAAAGCAAAAUUCCCAGGACACGUGUAGUUUUGUUUGUUCAACAUCCCACAGUCAAGGCUGGGAGAUAGAACUCUUGGUUAAGGUCGAUUUUUCCCCCACCUUACACUUGCACCCGAUCGGGCAGAUACAAAAUUUCGACCACAUUUUCAGAGAGGGCUUUCGUGGGUGCGGGAGCAUGGCGAAGUCAGUUUUUCUCUGGACUAUUUACACUUCAAGGCUAUGGAUUUCAAGGAAUCUUGGUUUUCAUUUGCAAUGCCGGCCUGAGACCUGGUUCCCAAGCCGGGGCUCUUGUUCAGACUGCUUACUCUGGCUGCCAACCCAGGCUAGACAGAGAAUCUUUCUCUCUCUCUCUUUUUUUUUUUUUUUUUAAGACAGAGUCUCUCUCUGUCGCCCAGACAGGAACACGGUGGCAAGAUCUUGGCUUACUACAACCUCCACCUCUUGGGUUCAAGCAAUUCUCGUGCCUCAACCUCCUGAGUAGCUGGGACUGCAGGUGUCAGCCACCACGCCUGGUUAAUUUUUGUAUUUUUGUAGAGACAAGGGUUUCACCACGUUGCCCAGGCUGGUCUCAAACUCCUGAGCUCAGGCAGUCUACCCACCUCAGUCUCCCAAAGUGCUGGGAUUACAAGUGUGGCCACCACGCCCGGCCAGUACAUCCGUCUUUAUAAACAUGGAGAAUGCCCCUCAUUAGGACAGAAUCGUGGAGCCCAGAGCCGGGAAGCCCCCAUUCCAGCGCCCAGUGUCUGUGCUUCUGCACGUGAUGGGCGGGCUCAGGAGAGGACAGGGGGUCGCGGUGGAAGUUCCACAGCUGGCCGCGUGGGGGAGCCCUUGCACCGCACUGCCACCUCCUGAGUGCCCUGCUCACGGCGCAGCUCCUGUGCCGGAUUUCUCAUUUCCCUCCUUUCUCCCCGGGUGCCUGGCCCCAGCGCUCUCCCAUCUGUUCUUCAGGAACUGACUCCUCUGCAGUGGCAAUGCCAGAGAGAAAGGGGCCUUCACAUGCCCAAGUACCCCUGCAGGAUGAAGGGCAAACCGGCCCUUGAAGUCACCAUUUCUGAAUAGUAGUCACUGACGCCGAGUCUGGGAUGUCUUGUUCUAGCUCAGCCUUGCCUGGGAUGCACCAUGGGUCUGUGCGGGGCGUGGGUGGGAGUGUGAGUGGGGGUCAAAAGACCAAAGGUCUCCUUUCCAGAAUCAAGUACCUUCUUCAAAUCAGGUUGGAAAAGUCCAAACUUGGAGCUGUCCAUGUUCCCCUGCCCCUGCCCACCCCUUUCCCUUCACCUGGGUUAGGAAGGAGAAGUUCUCAGAACCCUCUAGGCUGGUGGCUUUCAAACUUCAGACCAGAGUCUGCCACAAGAAACGUGCCUUCCAUCAUAAAUCAGUUCAUUCAUUUACAACUGUGUCUCAAGCAAGUUUCAUAAAAAAAAAUUCUUACCCUUAGGACCUUGGAUAUCCUCUAUUUCUUAGUUUUCAUUUUUUAAAAAUGCUUCUUAAAUUUCACUAAAUUGGGCUAGGUGCAGUGGCUCAUGCCGGUAAUCCCAGCACUGUGGGAGGCUGAGGUGAGAGGUUCACUUGAGCUCAGAAGAUUGAAACCAGCCUGGGCAACAUGGUGAGAACCCCAUCUAAAAAAAGUUUUUUAAAAAUUAGCCAGGGAUGGUGGUGCAUACCUGUAGCCUCAGCUACUCGGGAGGCGGAGGUAGGAGGAUCACCAGAGUGCAGGAGGCUGAGACUGCAGUAAGGUGUGAUUGCACUAGCGUGCUCUAGCCUGGAAGACAGAGUGAGACCCUGACUCAAAAAAAAGAGAAAAGAAAAGGAAAGAAUGAUGACAACAGACCAGGCAGCAGCCCUGCUCAGAACCCAGGUCUGUGGGAUUCCAGGGCUGUGUUCCCAGGCAUGCUCCUGGCCUCUUCCUCACCUGGGAGCCCUUGGGUCCUAUGGUGGCAGCAGUUACCACAGUCCAGGACCAAUGAUUCCAUCCACAUGGAAGCCCAUGUGUGCCCGUGGGGGCCUAUAAAUGGCAGAAGGGCCCCUCCUUUGGUAGACCUUUUCAGUCAGCAGCUCUAGAGCAAGCAUGAUCACCUUUGUAAAGGGGAAGGAAUCAAGGGACUUUAAACUAGAUGUAAGCUAGAUCAAAAUCUGGGGGCAAAUUUUCUGCCAACUGCAAGUUAAAAUAGGCCCAUCUUAUUGAAUUUCCCUGUUGUUCGUUUCUCUGCAGACAAUGCUUUAACCCUACUCUUGGGCCCCCAAAUUAGAAUCAUACACAAAGCUUCCUACCGUUUGGCCUAAUAUUCCACAAUUCUCUCGAGGGAUUUCAUUCCAAACUCUGCAGGGCUCAGGCUCCCUAGUCUGGCACCUGCUGCUUUUCUUGUGUUUCUCCUGUCCCUGUUCUGGAGGGCCCAGGUGGAACACCCAACAGGGAGGGAGAAGCUUCCAAAGCCGCAGGACUGUUUCCCAGAAUUUGGUUUUCAGGUACAAAACUCUUUGUCCUGUAUGAUAUAUGCAGCCUCACAGAAGCAGCCUCUGCGUCCGCUUUACCCAGCUAGAUUGUUAUCUUAAGCACAUGGGACUCCCUUAGAACUUACUCCACUGGUU